Aspergillus affinis is the source of this 1455-nucleotide messenger RNA. RefSeq lists its product as uncharacterized. The transcript is spliced from 6 exons. NCBI's taxonomy places the organism in Eukaryota, Fungi, Ascomycota, Eurotiomycetes, Eurotiales, Aspergillaceae. Gene Ontology annotation, biological process: transcription initiation at RNA polymerase II promoter; RNA polymerase II preinitiation complex assembly. Gene Ontology annotation, molecular function: TBP-class protein binding; RNA polymerase II general transcription initiation factor activity. Gene Ontology annotation, cellular component: transcription factor TFIIA complex. The coding region runs from base 1 to 1455 and encodes 484 amino acids. The record is from RefSeq and is a predicted model, not a curated record.
AUGAGUGCUCAGGCUUAUUACGAGUUGUAUCGCGGGAGCAGUCUCGGUCUCUCCCUUACCGAUACGCUCGAUGACCUGAUCAACGAGGGCCGCAUCGAACCUCAACUGGCGAUGAAAAUCCUCUCUACCUUCGAUCGCAUCAUUACCGAGGUUCUUGCCGACAAAGUGCGCGCAAGACUUACAUUUAAGGGCCAUCUUGAUACCUACCGAUUCUGCGACGAAGUGUGGACCUUCCUUAUUAAAGAUGUCAAUUUCAAACUGGACAACCAGACACAGGUGCAGGCGGACAAGGUCAAGAUCGUGAGCUGCGCAGUCAUCGCGAUGCCACGAACUCUGCCGUGGCUCACAGGGUCCAGCGGAGGGGCGAAAGACACCACGCCGCGACGACGACCGGUGAAACGAGAACGAGACAUCAAGAAAGAUGAUGAGGACGAGACGACUCCCAAAGCAAAGCUAAAGCUGAGCUCUUCUGAAGUCGGCAAGCGUUACUUCUUCAGAUCUUCUCCCACCCCUCCGUCGUCUCCUAUCCACCGUUGUCCAUCAGAAGAAUUCCUAAUCGAAGGCCUCGAUAACGAUGACAUCUACAUGAUGGUCGAAGAUGAAUUCUACGCCGUCGCGCAAACCUUCACGCAGCACCUUCACUACGCUGAAUACGUCCGACGGAAGAAAGAGGCAAAACUGCAGAAUGCAGCCGCUAUCCAAGACCUCGCCCGGCCCACGGACGGAGUGACCCCGAUGAGCGAAGAGACGAAGCGACAGCGCGAGGCCGAUGCGCUCUCCACGCGGCAAAAAGAUGGUCUGGGGCAGAUCCAGAGUGGGCGACCGGCGGUGGACUCCGACGAGAGUGAUGACGUCGAGGAGGAUGUCGCUCUGGAUGACACGUUCGCGGGGACGUCGUUACAUGAUCUGUUGAUGAGCCCGAGGAAGGCGAAAUCGUUGGUGGGGAUGCAGGGGGUCAAGUCGGCGACCCGCGCGGCGGCUGGGUUCUCGGAAUCUUCAGAUACUCGGCGGGAUUCUACAGAGAGGGAUAAUGGCAGAGAUGGGAAUCAUGACGUGGAAGAGACUGCAUCGGAAGACGACGAUCUAGACGCCCAAGCUCGAACACCUACGAUGACGGCACCACAUCGGAGGACUCAGGUUAUCAGUUCGGAUUCAUAUCUGUCAAAUCAAAGGAGCAGUCCGCUUUCCUCUCGCUCCGACCAAGAUCGUGCAGCGAAAGGGGUGCGUCCUGUGGAGACGAAGUCUAAAUACAAGGCACCACCCGCGCUUCAAUCCAGGAAGAGGAGGCUUUUCGACGAUUUUGAUGAGCUUCCAGAGCUACAUACAUCAUACACACAGACAAAAGGCGGAUCUACAUCGUCUAUAAAUAAAACCCAACAGAAAAUCCAAAACGAUAACAAUCUGGAGUCGAAAAAGAAAUCGCGUCUCAACGAAGUCCCGACAUUCUUGCUUUGA